AUGUCCGCCUUACCCGGACACCUCACCCCAGCCAAUCCCCAGCCUCCACCUGAGCUCCGCCGCCUCCCGUGGCCAACGGGAGCGCGCCACGCGCCGUCCCGCGCGUCUCCGCGCCGCCGCCGGCCCGCGUGCCCGAAGCAGGCCCUCGGAGCCCAUCCGCCGCCGCCCGCGCUCCGAGCGCCACGCCGCCGCGCUCCGAGCGCCCCACCGCCGCGCCCCGCGCUGGCGUCCCGUCGACGUCCGGCCGCCCCGCCUCCGCCGGCCUCCAGCCGCGCCGCUGCCCCUCGGCCUCUUGCCUCACGCGCCUCUCCUGAGCGCCGCUCGCCGCCUCCGGUCGCCGACCACCGCCGCCUCACCUUCCCGUCGCCGACCCCGUGCCGCCCCGCGGCCGGUCCCCGGCCUCGCCGCCGGCCGCCGUCCGGCGCCCGCCUGCGCCGCGGCGUCCCCCGCCGACCCGCUGCUCCGAGCUCCGGCCAGAUCUGCUCGCCCCCCGCGCUCCGGCCUUCUUCCCCCAAGCUCCGGCCACUUCUCUGGCGGAGAUCCGGCGAGAUCCGCCGCCGCCUUGGGAUCCGUGCCGCGGUCAAACCCCAGAUCUGA
Messenger RNA from Aegilops tauschii subsp. strangulata, 597 nucleotides. The record is from RefSeq and is a predicted model, not a curated record. NCBI's taxonomy places the organism in Eukaryota, Viridiplantae, Streptophyta, Magnoliopsida, Poales, Poaceae.